CUCGGUUUUAAGAUUACUGUUAGUGUUUAAUAUUGCACAGGAACAUGAAGCUCUUAUGGACACAACCUGAUGACAUUUAAGUUCUGCCUUUUAAGACUGUAGAAGAAGAUUUUAUUGAUUUUAAGGAAUAAUUCUAGCAGGAAGUUUGUGAAACACUUUUAUUCCCUUUCUCUCCGAUAGUGAGAUGAGAAGAUUGACUCCAGUAUCACGUCUCUAACUCCUCCAAAGCUUAAUUACCAAGUUACCAAGUGUGGGUUAAACCAAUGAGACGAGUUGAUCGGUCCGUCUUAGAGGUGCUGACAGAGGCCUCCUGAUUCUAGUCUGUAUGCUCAGCUAGGUUAACCACUUCCUGACUCCGACUCUGUACUUAACGCACAUCAAUCAAGUUCUGUAUCACGCUCUCGGAAAGAAUUAUGAUAAACAAAACUGUUAUUUUACCAUGCAGAAUGGUGUUUUGUGCUGCUCUCGCUGCACCACAACAACAACACGUCUGCUGAGCUGCUUUUAAGCCUCGGGAGGUUCCAUCCCUUUUAUUCUUUAAUGAAUCUGAGAGCGUUUUGGUUCAUAUGGCCGCACGCAUCACUUCUCUGCUGCCGAAGACGGUUAGCUUUGUUCCCCCCCCACCAGCUGACUUUAUUUGAGACAAGUGGGACGUUCAGGCGUGACCUCGUCUCCCCGUCCGGUUUCUAAGCUUUUGUUUUAAGAUAUCUGUCCUGAGAAGGAGUCGAGGUUUCAUAUCGUUUGUUUUUAUUUUGGCAUCAUUUCUGCUGUCAGCCUGUAACUGUUAUGAAGCAGCCAAUCACAGGACACCUGCAAUAACAUGGAACUCAUCCUGAGUUACUUCAAGAACUCUUCACUCUGGUUGUGCAUGACGUCCUCCAACUCUAUCUCAAAUGGAUUUUUAUUAUGAUUAAAAUGCUGCGUUGCACUCGUCCUGAUCUCCUCUGUGUCAAGACUCUUCUUCUUUGUACAGGUUAUAAAGGUUCUUAUGACUCAGCAGCAGGUUAUAAAGGUUCUAAUGUCUCAGCGGCAGGUUAUAAAGGUUCUAAUGUCUCAGCGACAGGUUAUAAAGGUUCUGAUGACUCAACGGCAGGUAACAAAGGUUCUAAUGACUCAGCGGCAGGUUAUAAAGGUUCUAAUGUCUCAGCGACAGGUUAUAAAGGUUCUAAUGACUCAGCGGCAGGUUCUAAAGGUUCUAACGACUCAGCGACAUGUUAUAAAGUUUCUGACGACUCAGCAGCAGGUUCUAAAGGUUCUAACGACUCAGCGACAGGUUAUAAAGUUUCUGACGACUCAGCGGCAGGUUCUAAAGGUUCUAACGACUCAGCGACAGGUUAUAAAGUUUCUGACGACUCAGCGGCAGGUUGUAAAGGUUCUUAUGACUCAGUGGCAGGUUGUAAAGGUUCUAACGACUCAGUGGCAGGUUAUAAAGGUUCCAACGACUCAACGGCAGGUUAUAAAGGUUCUUAUGACUCAGUGGCAGGUUGUAAAGGUUCUAACGACUCAGUGGCAGGUUAUAAAGGUUCUAAUGACUCAGCGAAAGGUUGUAAAGGUUCUUAUGACUCAGUGGCAGGUUGUAAAGGUUCUAACGACUCAGUGGCAGGUUGUAAAGGUUCUAACGACUCAACGGCAGGUUAUAAAGGUUCUUAUGACUCAGUGGCAGGUUGUAAAGGUUCUAACGACUCAGUGGCAGGUUAUAAAGGUUCUAACGACUCAACGGCAGGUUAUAAAGGUUCUUAUGACUCAGUGGCAGGUUGUAAAGGUUCUAACGACUCAACGGCAGGUUAUAAAGGUUCUUAUGACUCAGUGGCAGGUUGUAAAGGUUCUAACGACUCAACGGCAGGUUAUAAAGGUUCUUAUGACUCAGUGGCAGGUUGUAAAGGUUCUAACGACUCAGUGGCAGGUUAUAAAGGUUCUAAUGACUCAGCGACAGGUUAUAACGAGUAGGGAUGCACCGAUACCGAUACCAGUAUCGGGUAUGGGGUCCGAUACUGUGCUCAUGUACUCGUACUCGCAAAACGGCUCCGAUACAACGGCACCGAUACCACUUUACGGCAGCGUGACGUUAACCUC
Sebastes umbrosus (honeycomb rockfish) is the source of this 2073-nucleotide messenger RNA. RefSeq lists its product as uncharacterized. The transcript has 2 exons. Bases 907 to 1947 code for a protein of 346 amino acids. The record is from RefSeq and is a predicted model, not a curated record. Lineage: Eukaryota; Metazoa; Chordata; Actinopteri; Perciformes; Sebastidae.